This is a messenger RNA of Carassius auratus (goldfish), 1997 nucleotides long. Its product is annotated as tripartite motif-containing protein 16-like. The record is from RefSeq and is a predicted model, not a curated record. The transcript has 6 exons. The coding region runs from base 129 to 1787 and encodes 552 amino acids. Lineage: Eukaryota; Metazoa; Chordata; Actinopteri; Cypriniformes; Cyprinidae. Gene Ontology annotation, molecular function: zinc ion binding; protein binding.
ACACACCUGUUUUACACACGUCACUCAAACACAGAACCAGGAAACAGAAUCACAUAAGUUCAGGGAAAGAGAAACUAAAGUGUUAGUUGAGCUGUUGUGUGCUUGUAUCUCUGUAUUUCGGCAGUAAAAUGGCAGAAGCCAGAAUUUCGGUGGAUCAGAAUGAGUUCAUGUGUUCAGUGUGUCUGGAUCUCCUGAAGGAUCCUGUGGCCAUUCCCUGUGGUCACAGUUACUGUAAGAUCUGUAUUACAGACUGCUGGGAUCAGGAGGAUCAGAAGAGAGUCUACAGCUGUCCUCAGUGCAGACAGACCUUCAGUCCAAGACCUGCUUUAGCUACAAACACCAUCCUGGCUGAAGUGGUGGAGAAACUGAAGAAGACCAAACUCUCUGAUGACAGUUACGCUAGAGCUGGAGAUGUGCAGUGUGACGUCUGUACUGGAAGAAAAUACAGAGCCGUCAAGUCCUGUCUGGUGUGUCUGGAGUCUUACUGUCAAACUCAUUUUGAUCGUCACGAGGAGUUUCAUUCACGUAAACCACACAAAGUGACUGAAGCUACUGGACGACUGCAGGAGAUGAUCUGUCAGAAACAUGAGAAGCUCCUUGAGGUUUUCUGUCGCACUGAUCAGAAGUGUAUCUGUCUGCUGUGUACGAUGGAUGAACAUCAAAACCACAACACUGUAUCAGCUGCAGCACACAGGACAGAGAAACAGAAGCAGCUGAAGGAGACUCAGAAGACGCUCCAGCAGAGAAUCCAGCAGAGAGAGAAAGAUCUCCAGCAGCUGAGAGAGACUGUGGAGUCUCAUAAGCGCUCUGCACAGACAGCAGUGGAGGACAGUGAGAGGAUCUUUACUGAGCUCAUCCGCUCCAUUGAGAGAAGCCGCUCUGAGCUGAUACGACUGAUCAGAGAUCAGGAAAAGACUGCAGUGAGUCGAGCUGAAGAACGACUGGAGCGACUGGAGCAGGAGAUCAAUGAUCUGAGGAGGAGAGACGCUGAGCUGGAGCAGCUUUCACACACACAGGAUCACAUCCAGUUCCUGCAGAGUUUCCAGUCUCUCUCGGCUCCUCCUGAAUCUACAGACGUAAAUGAUGAUCUCUUCAGUUCUCUCUUCUCUUCUGAUGAUCUGAGAGAAUCUGUCCAUCAGCUGAGAGACAAACUGGAGGAUUUCUGCAAAGAGGAGAUCAAGAAGAUCUCAGACAGAGGUAAAAUCCUGGAGAUUCAUCUGCUCUCAGAAACCAGUCCAUCAACCAGGAACGACUUCCUACAAUAUUCCCAUCAGCUCACUCCGGAUCUGAACACAGUGAAUAAAUACCUCCGUCUGUCUGAGGGUAACAGAGAGAUUACUGUCACUGACACAGAUCAGUCGUAUCCUGGUCAUCCAGACAGAUUUGAUCUGUGGCCUCAGGUGUUGUGUAGAGAGAGUGUGUGUGGACGCUGUUACUGGGAGAUUGAGUGGAGAGGAGAUGUUGGUGUGUAUAUAUCAGUGUCAUAUAAGAGCAUCGGCAGGAAGGGAGGAGGUGUUGAGUGUAUGUUUGGACGUAAUGAUCAGUCCUGGAGUUUGAUCUGUACUCCCUCCAGUUACUCAUUCAUUCACAAUAACAUAAAGACUGAUCUCCCUAUAAAGUCCAUCAGCAGUAGAAUAGGAGUGUUUGUGGAUCACAGAGCAGGAAUUCUGUCCUUCUACAGCGUCUCUGACACAAUGAGCCUCAUCCACACAGUCCAGACCACAUUCACUCAGCCGCUCUAUCCUGGGUUUGGAGUUUGUUCAAGAACAUCAGUGAAAUUGUGCUGAUGAAUCAGAAUAGACUGACAAGAGAUUCUACCCAUAAUGCUGUGAUGUUAUAAAGUCUCUUCUUUCUUUUCUCUUAAUGACAGUAAUACUGCAGCUGAACUUUUGUCAGUGAAACGCUGUCUACGUCGAGCUCGCAGCAUUCUCAAGGACUCCUCUCACCCUGACCACGAACUGUUUAACCUCCUCCCCUCCGGGAGGCGUUUCAGGAGC